Messenger RNA from Seriola dumerili (greater amberjack), 3410 nucleotides. RefSeq names its product alpha-1,6-mannosyl-glycoprotein 2-beta-N-acetylglucosaminyltransferase-like. Gene Ontology annotation, biological process: oligosaccharide biosynthetic process; protein N-linked glycosylation. NCBI's taxonomy places the organism in Eukaryota, Metazoa, Chordata, Actinopteri, Carangiformes, Carangidae. Bases 339 to 1598 code for a protein of 419 amino acids. Gene Ontology annotation, cellular component: Golgi stack; Golgi membrane. The record is from RefSeq and is a predicted model, not a curated record. Gene Ontology annotation, molecular function: alpha-1,6-mannosylglycoprotein 2-beta-N-acetylglucosaminyltransferase activity. The transcript has 2 exons.
GUUUUACCCAAGAUGUAUCAUAGUCCCAUCAUCCUCUUCCUGGUAUGAACGUGUUGACACAUUACACCUAGCUCGGGUGCUAAAAACAAGCGGCUGAAGCGACUGUUUGUGCCAAAUGACACGGUUUUCAAGUGGAGAGACAAUCCCUGAGAGAGGAAAAGAAACCAUCAAAGAAACGCUUGACAUUUGGUUUAUGACACGCGUCACGCGACGUUGGAGUUUGAUUUUCUGCGCACGAGAAAACAAUGUUUCAGGCAAGUUUACAAUGAAGACACGCGCGACAAGGUGAAUGAAAGCCAUUGCUGUUCUGCUCCUGAGUCUGUUUUUACUUUGAGAAAAUGAGGUUUCGGCUGGUCAAAAGGAAUCUGCUCGCGCUCUUGGGUGUUUCCUUUGUAGUCGUGACUCUCUUGUUUUCAACACGUGUAUUAAUAGUCUCCGAUAAUGACACAAGUGGACCCAGUAACGUGGUUCAGGUAAACCGGGGCAUACAUUCUGAUGAAGUGGUGAAGUUCAACUUUGGUUCGCUGCCAGAACUGACUCAGUCCGUGUACAAUGCCAAUUACAAGCAGUGUGUUCACAAUGCGGAUAAGUUUCCAGGGGAGCCUCAACUGGUGCUGGUUGUGCAGGUCCACAACAGGCCUGAAUACCUCAGACUGCUUAUCAAGUCACUGGAGAAAGCUGCUGAGGUCCACAGCUUCCUUCUUAUCUUCAGCCAUGACUAUUUUUCAAAGGAAAUAAAUGCUAUUGUGCAAGGGAUAACUUUCUGCAAGGUACUGCAAAUUUAUUUCCCUUUCAGCACUGAGCUGUAUCCCAAUGAAUUUCCUGGGCAGGAUCCACGAGACUGCCCCCGAGACAUAUCCAAGGACAGCGCUGUCAAAACAGGAUGCCUCAACGCAGAACACCCUGACUCCUAUGGGCACUAUAGGGAAGCCCACAUCACUCAAACCAAACACCACUGGUGGUGGAAAUUGCACUUUGUGUGGGAGCGAGUGCACGCUAUGCAGGGCUACAGUGGCUUUGCAAUCUUCCUGGAGGAGGACAACUACAUCUUACCUGACUUUUUCCAUUUUUAUAAGUCGAUGAUAGAGUUCAGGAAGAACACCUGCCCGGACUGUGACAUGCUAGCUUUGGGUAACCACAAUGGCCUGACUGAUUUUACCAGACUGUACAAUAAGGUGCUGACCACUGGGUGGAUGUCCACUAAACACAACAUAGGUAUGGCCAUAUCCAGGGAGGUGUACUAUAAACUCAUGGGCUGCAGCAACGAGUUCUGCACCUAUGACGACUACAACUGGGACUGGACUCUGCAGCACCUCUCGGGAACCUGCAUACCAAAGCCUCUCAAAGUGCUCGUAGCACAGGGGUCCAGGGUUCUUCACACGGGAGACUGUGGUCUUCACCAGAAGGAGAACUGCAGGCCAGAAUGGGCCUCGCAGAAGGUCGAGGAGGGGCUUAAAAUGGCCAAGGAUGGCCUCUUCCCUCCAUCUCUUACCCUUAAUGGUGCAGAAGCAGUCGAGCACAAGGCACACAUGAAGAACGGAGGAUGGGGAGACAUUCGAGACCAUAUUCUUUGCAAUAACUACGCCAAACGUCUUUGAACUGUAUCUUUUCUCUCAGUAAUAUGCAUGUUCAUUGCUAUUCUGCAAAUGUGCCAUCAUACACAACUUUUCAGGGGUUUAGAGGCUGUAAUGUGUUGUCUUCCAAGAAAUAGAACCAAAUCAAGUCCAAGCAUGUUGCAUGUGCACAACUAGAGUUGAACUUGUUUUUAGAUCUUUAAUUUUCUUUUAAUCACCAAAGCUGCACAGUUGCCAAAGACUUUGUUGAUGUUUGUGUUGUGUAUAAUCCGUGCAAGCUCAGCCAUGCUGUUCAAUUACAUGUCACCAGAUUUAUUUAUCUCUGGGUGUCUUACAAGCCAAAACAGUGGGUUAGAUUUAUUGCACAGUGAUGGGAAAACAGUGACCUGUAAGUGUGUGCAUAUACACAGAAUCAUUUGCAAUUUUUAUUUGCAGAUAUAUUUCCUUGAGUGGAAGCGCUGCAUAGGAUGUUCUUUAUUCACAAAAAGUUCAGUGUGUUAGUGUGUGGGGAAGCAAUGUCAUGGAACAUUCACUCGCAAUGUUUUUUUUCAUGUGUGCUUUUUAUGGUACGGUUUUAUGUGCAAAAAAGAAAAAGCACAUGUAAUGUACAUAGGUAUAGGUAUAAUCAAAAUGUGUAUGACAAUCUUCAAAAUAAUGGGAAGCUCUAGUUUAUUGAGCAGUCGCUGUCUUUGGAGUUGACUUUCCUGUCAACGUGAUUUUUUUUUACACAUAAUGGAGUUUGUUACUGAAUGUAAACUUCAGUUUCUCUCUGUUGUAACUAGAGGUCUUUUUUCUGAGGAGAGUCUGACUGACACCACUUACUUUAUCAGUCUCCUACUCUCUGAUGUACUGAACCCUGGUUGCAACAACGAGAGCUUGAUAUUGAUUUAUUUUUUUGGUUGUCAGUGUAAAUUUGCUUUCUGAUAGGAGGAAGUGACCUUUUGGAGUCUUGUUCAAGAUUUUGUUUCUGAAAACAUCAGUCAUGUGUGACUCUGCAUUUCUAUAUUUGCACCUUCUUAGUUAAAAAAGAAUGAAUUCCAUUGGGAUUUUAGAGAAAAGCAAACACAGAUGUUUCAUUUUCUGGCAUUCAUUCAGUAGUUUAAAAAAAAAAUAUCUCACUUAAGCUGAACUUGCCUUUUUACAGUAUAAAACUAAGAAAACUAACAUGAUCGUAAUGAUUCUGUUAUUGCCUUCAAGCUGACCAAAAGUGCCUUUUGAUACUUCCUUUGUGCCCACACCUGUGUUGAAGUGAUUUUUAAAGGUGAACUGAUGACAUUAUUGUUAUUGAUCUAGUACUUGUAUGACUAUUUGUCAAUGCUGGGGACUCAUGUUUGUUCUGAUAGAUACUUAUGAUUGUGUCUAUUCAUGAGAUGUUGAGGGAAAAAUUGAUGGUGGAUGUUAAUUUCACAAAAAAAUCUUAAUUUUACAAUUUGGUAAAAUUAUUGCCUCACUGUGGCAUCUUGCUUGUGCCCCAGAUAAGUGCCUUAACCUGAUAUCAGUGCAUUGCAGUGUGUCUUAUGGAGAUUCCUGUUCAAGAAAUAUGAAAUGAAUGUGAUAAUAAAGUAAAUGAGAUUAUAUUUUAUGUUGAAAAGCACAAUACAUUAUGAAAGAACAUGGCCUAAUAUGCAAAAAUAAACAUGAUAAUGACUUUCUCUGAUGUGUGUAUGUACAGUAUGUUGUUGGAUGGUUCCUUACUUGGUAAGAUGUAUAGCUGUUGAGAAUGAGACCAACAUUUAUUGUUGUUUUUGCUCUUGUUCCCUCUGAUCAUCACUUGAAAUAGCUGUUUAUUUUUCACUUAAUGUUUGCCAAAUGGGAAAAUAAAAGACGUUGAAUGUU